Xiphias gladius (swordfish) is the source of this 5479-nucleotide messenger RNA. It is a transcript of the gene adamts10, whose product is annotated as ADAM metallopeptidase with thrombospondin type 1 motif, 10. Gene Ontology annotation, molecular function: metalloendopeptidase activity. The coding region runs from base 408 to 3785 and encodes 1125 amino acids. Gene Ontology annotation, biological process: extracellular matrix organization; proteolysis. Gene Ontology annotation, cellular component: extracellular matrix. NCBI's taxonomy places the organism in Eukaryota, Metazoa, Chordata, Actinopteri, Istiophoriformes, Xiphiidae. The transcript has 27 exons. The record is from RefSeq and is a predicted model, not a curated record.
GUCGAGAGUCUCCUCAGUCUCCCGCCGGCGCCGCCUCCUCUCCUGCUCCGCUCCGCUUCUGAAGACAGACUCAGACAGCGGAAACUUCUGCAAGGGGGACGCGGGAAGGGCAACAGAGAGGAGUCUAGACCUAACAUUGCUGCUGAGCCCCUUGGGAGAUCCACCAGGCUGUUUCCUACUUCUAUGAGGACGUCUCCAGGAUCCAUCACCACUAACUGACUGACACACUGAAGAGGCUGCCAUGUCUGUCUGAACUCUCAGCUCUUCCUGCAGCCAUGGCCCAACAGAGCGCUGAGCUGUCCCACUGCUAGGCGACGGGGCAUCCGAGAGGGCAGGAGACAUGUUGGGACAGAGGCCCGGAAACCACUGCACUGAAUACAGUUACUAUAGCAACUACUGUAGUAACCAUGGAAAUGCUACGGAGGACUGGUCUGGUCUGCACUGUCAUCAUUGUCGUCAUGGUUGCCACCGAGGUCGCAGGAGGUCACAGAGAUGAGUUUGCUCAAUCACAAGCUGCCUUCCUGUCCAGUCUAGGACAGUAUGAGAUCGCCAUCCCUGUACGUGUAGGACCUAAUGGCGAGACGCUGGACGCAGAAACACCUCAACACCACCGCAGAAGACGGCGCAGCACUGAAGACAGGCUGCCUGACUCUCUCUUCUACCAGCUGUCCACGUCACGUAACAACUUCCUGUUGAACCUGACGCUGCAGGGAGGCCUGCUGUCCCGGCAGUUCAGGGUGGAGUACUGGAAGAGGGGUCGAUUAGCCUGGAGUCACCCUUACUCUCCCCACUGCCACUACAUAGGACACCUCCAAGACCAGCCGCACUCCAGUAAAGUGGCCCUGAGCAAUUGUAAUGGCCUGCAGGGGGUGAUUGUUGCAGGGGGAGAGGAGUACCUGAUUGAACCCCUUCUCUCACCAGAUAACCAGACCAGGACGGACAGGGGGGAGAGAGCAGAGGGGCGCCCCCAUGUGGUUUACAAGCGGUCAUCGCUUCGCCAUCAGUACAAAGGCCUAUCCUGUGGAGUCAUUGAUGAAAAGCCAAUGAAGGGUGCGUCAUGGUGGCAACGGACGCUGAAGACCCCUCCCCAUCACGUCGGCCGCGGCCAGCUACCUCUAAAGCGCUCGGUUAGCCGGGAGCGCUACGUGGAGACGCUGGUGGUAGCCGACAAGAUGAUGGUGGGUUACCAUGGUCGCAGGGACAUCGAGCAGUACAUCCUGGCUGUCAUGAAUAUUGUUGCCAAACUGUUCCAGGAUUCUAGCCUGGGGAAUGCAGUCAACAUUGUGGUGACACGGCUCAUCCUGCUCAUGGAAGACCAACCGACACUAGAGAUCAACCACCAUGCAGGGAAGUCUUUAGACAGCUUCUGUAAGUGGCAGAAAACCAUCCAACACCGGAGCAGCUAUGGGAACGCCAUACCAGACAAUGGGAUCGCUCACCAUGACACUGCUGUGCUUAUCACAAGGUAUGACAUCUGCAUCCAAAAAAACAAGCCCUGUGAAACUCUAGGUCUGGCUCCCGUAGGAGGAAUGUGUGAGCCAGAGAGGAGCUGCAGCAUCAAUGAGGACAUUGGCCUGGGCACAGCUUUUACAAUCGCCCAUGAGAUAGGACACACGUUUGGGAUGAACCAUGACGGUAUGGGAAACGCCUGUGGCCCCCGCAGCCAGGAGACCGCCAAGCUGAUGGCUGACCACAUAACCAUGAAGACAAACCCGUUCAUCUGGUCGGCCUGUAGCCGCGAUUACAUCACCAGCUUCCUGGACUCAGGUAUGGGCUCCUGUCUAAACAACGUCCCCCCCAAGCAGGAGUUUGUGUACCCCACCACAGCCCCCGGUCAGGCCUACGAUGCAGACGAACAGUGCCGCUUCCAGUACGGCGUCAGAUCUCGACAGUGUAAAUAUGCGGAAGUCUGCAGUGAACUUUGGUGCAUGAGUAAGAGCAACCGUUGCAUCACCAGCAGCAUUCCCGCUGCAGAGGGAACCAUCUGUCAGACCAACACGAUAGAGAAAGGGUGGUGCUACAAGAGGGUGUGUGUGGCUUAUGGGACUCGUCCGGAGGGCGUGGACGGUGGCUGGGGGUUGUGGUCAACGUGGGAGGAGUGCAGCAGGACGUGUGGAGGUGGAGUCUCCUCUUCUGUCAGACACUGCGACAGCCCCAGGCCAACCAUUGGUGGAAAGUAUUGUCUAGGGGAGAGAAAGCGCUUCAGGUCCUGCAAUAUUGACGAGUGCCCUGCAGGCUCUCGGGAUUUCAGGGAGAUUCAGUGCUCCGACUUUGACAGCGUUCCUUUCCGGGGAAAAUUUUACACCUGGAAGCCAUACAGAGGGGGUGGGGUGAAGCCCUGCUCUCUUAAUUGCCUGGCGGAGGGUUACAACUUCUACACAGAGCGUGCUCCAGCUGUGGUGGAUGGCACACCUUGCCGAGAUGACUCUCUGGAUGUGUGUGUAAAUGGAGAGUGUAAGCAUGUAGGCUGUGAUCGCAUCCUCGGCUCAGACGUUCGCGAGGACCGCUGCCGGAUCUGUGGGGGGGACGGGAGCAGCUGCAUGUCUGUGGAGGGACUCUUCAACGACUCGCUACCCGAAGGAGGUUAUGAAGAAGUGGUCAGAAUUCCCAAAGGAUCAGUGUUCAUCCACAUACAAGAGCUCAACAUCUCCCUCAACUACCUUGUGCUGAAGAGUAAAGGUGACCAGUAUUUUAUCAAUGGGAAGCUGACCAUUGACACGCCGCGCAGGUUCGAUAUCGCCGGUACAACCUUCCACUACAGGCGGCCCACUGACGGGCCAGAAACUCUUGAAGCUCUGGGGCCAACAAACAUAACCCUUGUUGUCAUGGUGCUUGUGAGGGAGGAGAACCCAGGGAUCCACUAUCGUUUCAACCCCCCACUCAACAGGGAUCCUCUGAGCGGCUUUGCCUGGUACUACACCCCCUGGUCACGCUGCUCAGCUCUCUGCGCUGGAGGUGUGCAGAUCCAGCAGGUGGUGUGUAAGAAGCAGGCAGAUCAUUCAGUCGUCUACAACCACUUCUGUGACAAGAAGAACAAACCCAAAGAGAAGAGGAGAUCCUGCAAUACUGAGCCGUGCUCCCCAACGUGGUGGACAGGAGAGUGGUCGGAGUGCAGUCGCAGCUGUAACGGCGGCCUGCGGACCCGGGAGGUUUUAUGUAAAAGGAGGAUCUCUGCGUCAGAGGAGAAAAUCCUGGAUGACUCAGCCUGUACCCCAGCGCGCCCCUCACUCACUGAGCCCUGCAGCAACCACAGCUGCCCCCCUGAAUGGCUGGCCCUGGACUGGUCAGAGUGCACACCCAGCUGUGGUCCUGGCUACAGGCACCGUGUGGUCUUGUGUAAGAGUGGGGAGAGCGGUGACACGCUGCCAGAGUCCAGGUGCCCCAAGCACGGGCGGCCCACCUCCAGGGUGCGCUGUAACCUGCAGCGCUGCCCUCCUCCUCAGUGGGUGAUGGGUCCCUGGGGAGAGUGUUCGGCCAAGUGCGGUCUGGGUCAGGAGAUGCGUUCAGUUCAGUGUCUGACCCACACUGGCCAGCCAUCCAAUGAGUGUCUGGAGCAUCAUCGACCAGCAGCCAUGCAGCAGUGCAAGAGCAAAUGUGACCUCAGUCUGCCCAUCAGUACAGACAACCCCGAAGGCCAUAUGUCAGAGGAUCUCAGGAAGUCUUUGAACAAUAAAGAGUGUAAAGAUGUGAACACUGUGGCCUACUGCCCCCUGGUGCUCAGGUUCAAGUUCUGCAGCCGGCCAUAUUUCAGACAAAUGUGCUGCAAGACCUGCCAGGGACACUGACACCAUGAAACACACAGCAUCCGUCUUUGGGUCCUGUACACACUCACACACAGUAAGCCUGAAACCCUCCCACUGAGCCGUGUGACAGCAGCCCUCACGCUACCUCCGUCAGAGGAGUUCGAGAUCUAACUGGGAUGCUGUCGGACUGACCUGGUCCUGCAUCUGGUCAGGGGGACCUUUUUCCAGCCAGAAUCCAGACCAGACCAGACCAGAUCAGACGCCGCUCUGGGCCGCGCUGGUCCACAACAGCCUGAGCUGAGUUUAUACAUUCCACUGGAGGGAGGGCUGCUGAAACCUGGAGAGGCAGAGAGAGGGAGAGAGUAACUUUCCUCCAUCGUCUUUUAGGAUGAACCCUCUCUCUCUGUCUCUCUAAACGAUCCCUCCGUUGUAAUAUUUUGGUGCUACUUACAUUUCACUUUGGCCGCAGGACUGGUCGCAGUACUCUGAGUUCGUCUUCGCUUCAGUGGCCUGAAAUUCUCAAACCUGUAUGUUAACAGGUGAUAUCUGUUUAUUCAUGAAUUAUAAAAAAAAAAAAUCCACUUAGUAAAGAAAAAUGAUUUUCCGGAUAUCAUUGCCCAUGAAAAGGAAUAUCUUAUAUUAUGAAGUGAAAGAUUUAUCUCUAUGUUAUCGGAUAGUUGUUACUUGACUGCGUUGUUUUCUGCUAUUGCUUUGUUCCGUAUCAUCGUUAUUACCAAGUCCUCGCUGUUGUUCAGCUGAAGUAUGAGCAGAGUUUGAUUUGCACAAAGUGUCAGCAGCCAGAGGACAUGUGUAUUUUUUGUUUGUCCCGAUGUGAUUUGACUUGAUGUCUCCAUGGAAGCUAUAAUUCUCUCAGUGCAGUGAACCUGCCAUUGUCUUGCCACUUUGGUCAGUUCGCUUGCAUAUUAUCACCUCUGCAGUAAAACAGUGCUUCAUGCUGCACACUGCCUUAAGUAAUGUGAGCAAAGCCAAUGCUCACGUCACCAGGACUUUUUCACAUGAUAGGAUGUUAUGUUGUGCUGUGGCUGCGGACUGUGGCAUAAAGUCUUCGAAAAGGAACUUUAACAGCUCGGCUCAGUGUCAUUAUCUGAAAAUCCCUCAGCGCGGGCAUUGCUGUUGGUUUUUGUUUUGUUUUUUUUUUGGUUUUUUUUGCUGUUUUGAGGUGGGUUUAUUUUUGCCACAUGUUACCACUCACACGCCAGUGCUAGUAACUUUUAUUGUGGGUGGAAAUUCAGAGCACAGUGAGACACGGUGAGUCAGCUCUGCCAGCAGGAACAGGCCCAGUGCAGAGAGUGAAGACCUCUGACCGCACUGCUUUCAAAGAGCGUUUUAUAGUCAGAGCGCUAAUCUGAGGAUGGAUUUACACACACAUAAAAUAUCGGUUUUCAUCGUGGCACUGAUCUGAUGUGUUCAUGGCUGUCUGAAACCAUCAUUCAGACUGCUGUGAAGAGAUUUCUGCCACACAGUUUUCAAGUUUAUCUUCCAGUGUGUUAAUGUUAAACCUGCAGUAACUGAUUUUUUUUUUUGCCACUGGGUUGUUUGGAAACAAGUUGUAAGCACAACAUUGACAUAUUAUCACCUUUCGAAUUGAUAUGGUGAAGUAAGCAAACAAUUUACACAUCCAACGGUGACAGAGCAACUCAUUCACACCAAUCUCUUAGUUUUCUGACAGUAUCUUACGUGAUUGUGACGCUAUUUCGGUGACAAAAUCUGUCCAC